Babesia sp. Xinjiang is the source of this 843-nucleotide messenger RNA. RefSeq lists its product as uncharacterized. The transcript is spliced from 3 exons. NCBI's taxonomy places the organism in Eukaryota, Apicomplexa, Aconoidasida, Piroplasmida, Babesiidae. Bases 1 to 843 code for a protein of 280 amino acids. The record is from RefSeq and is a predicted model, not a curated record.
AUGAGGUGCUCACUUAAAAUUUUUAUGAUUGCUGUCUCCUUGGUAGUUGCGCUAAUAAGUGCAAACGAUGAACCACGCGGAGCUGCGUCACCACCAAAGGUAAAUGAGUUAGAGAUAGCUCUUCGCCAAAAUACGGAAGACGAAGAGAGCACUCUAGAUAGUGAAGAGGAAUCAGAGCAGGCGGAGGAUGAGGAACUACCAGAUUUCGACCAGCGCAGGCGCAUCGCUCAGACGUUGGAAUACUGCCUGCAAGGCGGAGACGUUAAUCCAACUACUCUAAUUGACACCGCGAGUGGUGUUCUUCACAGCGAUAGCAUUAACCCUCCUCCGGAGUUCGAGAAAUGUGUCGGAGAGUACCUAACUUGCACGGGGACAGUUUGCGCCGCGGAAUUCGCGCAAUACGACGCAUCAAAGGGAGAAUAUGUAAAACUAUUUAAGCAGCUCAGCGCGGGUAUAUUGAUGGAGCUGUUGGACAAACCGACAACCAACAAACGCCUAGUCAAGACUAUAGUGGACUGCCUAGAGAAACCUCACAACAAGACUACCACAGUAUUUUUUCUCAGGUGUAUCAACGACCAGUUACAUAUACACGAAAAGACCAACUUCGACACAAUCGGCUUCAUACUUGGAAACUUUGUUGUCAAGUCAGCUACAAGGUUAUUGGUCAACGCUACUGGAGAUAUCUACGAGAGAUCAAUGAUUUUGGGCGAGUGUGUGCCUAUGUUGUUGCGCAACCUUUUCGGCUUGGAAGAGUUCAGCUUCUCUUGCAGAAAGCGCACAUUCAUCGAGGGAUAUGAUGAUCCGGAUGAUUACGACUUCGAUGAGUUUAAUGAAGAGGAAUAG